ACCGCCACUAACACAAACAUCUGCUGAAGCGUCUCCAAGGCCAAGCAGACUUAAAGGGAAGCUCAUUUUACAGGUACAAGAUAAACGUUCAUUUUUCCUGGGGUCGGAAGUCCUGUCGAAACUAUGGCUGAACGUCAGGAGAUGGGCUCCACUAAGGGGGCACCUGCUGCAGACUUGUAUCCCAGAAAAAUACUGGAGUACAUGGAAGGCUUCCUUAUCUCCAAGACAGUGUUCACCUCCUGUGAACUGGGUGUGUUUGAUGUGUUGUUGGGUGCAGCGCGCCCUCUGUCUGCAGAAGAGAUCAGUCAGGCAGUGGGUGCCAGUCUGGAUGGCACGCAGAGGCUGCUGGCUGCCUGCACGGGCCUACAGCUGCUCAGCACACACCAUGAAAAUGGACAAGUGUUUUACAGCAACACAGAGCAAGCCAGUGUCUUCCUCACCCGCUCCAGUCCUUUGUCUCUCUGCCAGUCCAUCCAGUACAGCUCCAGAACCAUCUACCUCUGCUGGCACUAUCUCACUGAUGCAGUCAGAGACGGAAAAAACCAGUAUGAAAAGGCUUUUGGAGUCAACUCGAAAGAUCUGUUUCAAGCUCUCUACAGGUCUGAUGAGGAGAUGGUCAAAUUCAUGCAGUUGAUGAACUCCAUUUGGAACAUUUGUGGGAAAGACGUGAUCAGGGCCUUCGAUCUUUCACGUUUUAAGGUCAUCUGUGACCUUGGCGGCUGCAGUGGGGCAUUAGCCAAGCAAUGCACGUCAGUCUACCCAGAAUGCACUGUGACGAUCUUUGACCUCCCCAAGGUGGUGCGUAUGUCGCAGGAACACUUUGUCAACGAGGCUGACCAGAGGAUAAGCUUCCACGAGGGAGACUUCUUCAAAGACUGUCUGCCAGCAGCUGACCUCUAUAUUCUUGCCAGAAUCCUUCAUGACUGGACAGACGAACGUUGCAUAGAGCUACUCUGUAGAAUCUAUAAAGCCUGCAAACCAGGAGGCGCUGUGCUGCUGGUGGAGGCACUGCUCAAUGAGGAUGGAUCUGGACCACUGACAGUGCAGCUUUACUCCCUGAACAUGCUGGUCCAGACGGAGGGCAGAGAGAGGACAGAUGCUCAGUACACUGCCCUGCUGGCUGCUGCUGGCUUCUCCAACAUCCAGCACUGCCUCACUGGCAAGAUCUAUGAUGCUGUUUUGGGUCACAAGGAGACAUGAGAGAUUAAAAGAAAUAAAUAAUGCCAUCAUGUGUACCAAGGCUGAUGAUGCUCUGCUCAAAAAAAGUUCUAAUCUUGUUACUUUUUGUCAGUCAUCUUCAAGUUUUCCCAAAUAAAAUCUAAAUAACAUAGCUAUCCAAAAAAUGAAUUAAAGUCUGCAGAAAUGAGGAUUAGGCCAAUGUGCCUUCAAAGUCUUGAUGAAUGGUAAAUGAGACAACUAAGC
Melanotaenia boesemani (Boeseman's rainbowfish) is the source of this 1422-nucleotide messenger RNA. RefSeq names its product acetylserotonin O-methyltransferase (gene asmt). Gene Ontology annotation, biological process: methylation; melatonin biosynthetic process. The transcript has 8 exons. Gene Ontology annotation, molecular function: acetylserotonin O-methyltransferase activity. Bases 124 to 1200 code for a protein of 358 amino acids. Lineage: Eukaryota; Metazoa; Chordata; Actinopteri; Atheriniformes; Melanotaeniidae. The record is from RefSeq and is a predicted model, not a curated record.